Dermacentor silvarum is the source of this 3069-nucleotide messenger RNA. RefSeq lists its product as uncharacterized. Gene Ontology annotation, cellular component: nucleus; transcription regulator complex. The record is from RefSeq and is a predicted model, not a curated record. The transcript has 7 exons. Bases 1318 to 2163 code for a protein of 281 amino acids. NCBI's taxonomy places the organism in Eukaryota, Metazoa, Arthropoda, Arachnida, Ixodida, Ixodidae. Gene Ontology annotation, biological process: regulation of transcription by RNA polymerase II.
UCUUCUGGCCCAUUUACGGUGCUGUAAAAUUUGUGCCGCUAUUUGUUAUAUGUGCCACUUAUUGGCAACGUUUGUGAAAAAAAAAUUCAAGUGAUAAAUCAAAAUGUUGCUUCCAGCAGUAAGUGGAAUUUAGCCUUUUCUCUUUAUUGCAACAAAUUCAAUUUAAGUCAGUUCCGCUAUAGUUUAACGACCGUAUUUCUACGUUUCGCACAAUUUUGAAUAGAGAAAUUGGAGUUCGCGCUGAGACGAAGUUUCAUCGCUAAGACAACAUUCCUGAAGAGAUAUAGUUCCUUCAACAUGUAUGCACUGCAUACGCGCUGAGUCGCCGUAGGCACAAAUCUUUGCAGAACUUUGAUGGCUUUUGGAGGUAGUCAUCAGCGCGUAGAUGAAGCUGGCGCUGACCUUAUACGACACUGUCGGUACAUACACAUCUACGACCGCUCGCACGGAGCAAUACUUCGCCAUCGCGCAAAACGCCUUGCUGUUACCGCGAGCAGAUGAUACGUAUUCGGAAAAAGGCAGCAAUACGCCCGCUCUCGCUUUUAUAACGCUGCGCUGUUUCAGCUACGCCUAGGAUAACCGCGCUUGCGACUUCUCGGACAAGCGCGCCAGCAACGCCCCUUCGCUCUUGCGAGCUCUGCCGCGCAGCCGUCUCAACGCUGGCAACGACAGAACAAAUGCGCCGAGCGGACGGAAUGCCGCCGCAACGGCCGCAGCCGCCGCGGCACGGCAGCGCGGUAGCCUCGGUGACGCUGACGUCACCGCAUCUGCCGCUGAACGGAAGACGGAGCCUCCCCGUCCGCGCCGCAGCAACCGCGAAGCGGGAGGGAGACGUAGGAAAAACGCGGUCUGUUUGCCGCCAUUUUGCAGCGCGCGCCUGACUGCUGUUCACCGUUGUUUGACGCGAGUCGCAGAGGCCAACGGCUUCAGCUAUAAGCAUUACAGUGUGUAACCGCGGCCACGCCAUCGCGGCGUUGUUUACCGUCAGCGUUGUAGACUGUGGCUCGCAGCUGCUAACCCGUACUAAGAAAUCGCGCUUGCCAGACCCGGCUCGUACGCCACCGUCCUGCCGUGCGCUCUCACGUGCCGCUCCCUCGUUCAUUCCCGGGCACAGCUCGUCGACGGGGUGUUGUUUACCGUCGCGGGAGACGGGUUUGAACUUCAAAGCGCGCAAUCAACAGCACUCGGCUUUUCGUCAUCACGCCGCUGCUUCAUGUUGCUUCAGUACUUCGUGAUACAUCCUCUCCGUGGAUGGUUUUCUUGUGGGCUUGUUCGAUUUUGUGAUUUGUGGUCGUACCCGGCACCUACUUGGUCUACAUGUUGAUGGAGGAGUUCUCCUGGGACCGCUUCCUGGAGCUAGUGCAGCAGCGCCCGUAUCUGUAUGACACCAAUCAACCAGAGUACAAGGAUUCGACCCUCAAGGACCGUCAGUGGGUUAAAAUAGGACAGCAGUUCGGACUAACAGGAUGGCAGGCGAAGAACAAGUGGAGGAACGCACGCGACCGCUACAUCAAGAUACGCGUCCAGAUGAAGCGCAGCGGUCGCAGGGUGUACGACAAAAUGGGCAUUCCCAUUCCGAACACUAAGUGGCAGUACUACAAGACGCUGGACCGGAUGCUCAGGGACGCCAAGCAGCACGGCCCGCUAUGCCAAAUGGACCCGAUGAUCAAGCCUAAGACAGAACCAACUGAAUACGUCUUCGAGUGCACGGACGCGCAAGAGGUUACAGUCGAUGCAGGGACUUCUCAAGAUGGCGGCGACCCAAGCAUCGCGAUUGAGACGAUACCUACUGGGAUGACACUAGAAAACAGCCAUGACGCAGACACUGUGGAUUUGCAGCGCAUAGACUAUCUUUCUUCUCCAGAACCCGGAGGCGCUUCAAGUCGGAGGGGGCGGCGACGAGACGUAGACUAUGACGACGACGACAGCACGUUGCGCGGAGGCGAAGAAGCGUCGCUGCAGAAAAGCCUGGACGCCUGCAUCGGCCAGCUGGUGGCCAUGAACCGGUCGUCUUCGUCGGCACGGUCGCCACCGGACGCUCCCGUGGACGAAUGCCACUACCACGGCAUGUCGAUCGCGGCCCGGUUGCGUCGCCUCGACGACGUCGCCCUGCCACAGGUACUGCACCGCAUCAGCGCCAUCCUGGUGGAACAUGGUGUGUGACGUGUGAAAAGCUGCCUGACCAACGCAGUGCUUGGUUGCGUUUUCAUGUGCCAAAAGGGACAGCAUACAUCAUCAAGGUUCGGCUAGAGAUGGCGUCAACGUCACAAGUGGCAUGUCGGUGUGGAACCAUGGUGGACGUGCUCUGGAGUGUUGUGUUCUAAAACGUCUCUCGCUGCACUUGUACGAUUGUGAAGCAAUGACGUGAACCAAAGACGUAUAUUUCACGAUGCCUGGAACGUCAGUAAAUAUAUUUAGAUUUUAUUGUUUCUGGUUCCUGCGGGAACAGCGGUCGAUGCAUGCGACGGUUGUCUGUGAUGUCGCUUGAAGGCGAGAGCCGAUGCACAGAACUACUCAGAAGUACUGCAACGUACAAAACAAGUCUAGGUCACGCUCUUUCCUACAUGGUGGCUCCUAAUAUGUUACACAUCAUCAUAACGCUAACUUGAGUUGGCUGAAGUUGUAAGCAAUUAAGUCGUAUUUUUUUCUUCUUUUUGCAUGAGGAUGUAUUUGAACUUUUCAUAAACAAAUGCACCUUCACUGCUCUUCUUAAUCAGAACAUGUAAACAGCCUGUCAAUUGCACUGUGCGUCGUUGCAUUGGGACCUCGCAGCAUGUAUAGUACUCGUGUGAGAAUGCACACGGGACAUGUUACCACACACUUGAAUACAUUUGUGACAGCUGGCUCAGUAAAGACUGCGCCAGAGGUAUUGUGCUGGAAGUGAGUGACUGUGAAUCUGAUAAUGUUGUAUAAAUAACUGAACCGAACACUGCUGUCUGCAGCAACACUCCAGACAGUAAAUGUUCUCAGAACAUGCGUACUUCAUCUGACGUUCACUGUGCAGUAUUAGAGAACCAACAUGGCAAUUUCGAGUUGUCAUUUUUAAAUAAAAUUGAUGAUCGAAGUGUG